GUUUUCUUCUCUUCAUGUUGUGCUAGUUUUUUCUUUGAUUUGCUUUUUAAUUUUUUAAAUGUUCUGUUAGUUUGAUUGCAGAGGAAGCUUCACCAAGUAUCAAUGGGGAAGCAAUUCGAUAAGAAGAUCACUUGGACAAUUAAAAAUUUCGCCUCUUUGCUAUCUGACCUCAUUUAUUCUGAUCAUUUUGUCGUUGGUGGCUGCAAAUGGCAUCUACGGGCCUAUCCCAAGGGAUAUAAUAAUGCUAAUUCUUUGUCCUUGUUUCUUGGUGUUGCUGUUCCUACUUCUCUGCCUUCUGGAUGGAGAAGACACACUAAAUUUCGUCUAACUCUAGUAAAUCAAUUAUCAGAUAAACUCUCUCAGUCAAAACUUAAUGAACUAGAACAGUGGUUUGAUGAGAAGACUACCAACUGGGGUCUUUCAUCCAUGUGUCCCCUAAAUGAAAUUCAUGCCAAAGAUAGCGGAUUUCUGUUAAACGGGGAACUUAAGAUUGUUGUCGAGAUCAAAGUUCUUGAAACUAUUGGCAAAUUAGAUGUGACAGAGGAAACUUCAACAAUCACGGAAACUGUGGAUGUUAAUGGCUUUCAACUCCUUCCUUCACAAGCAAAAUCUGUGAGUCGUAUGUUUGCAAAACACCCAGAGCUUGCAUCUGAUUUACGUCCAAAGAACCCAAAUCUCAGGACAGGUUACAUGAGUCUACUACUCAGUCUGAUUGAGACUCUGAGCCAGUUACCUCAGCAAAUGUCAAAGGAUGAUCUGUUGGAUGCUUACGAUGCACUGGGAUCCAUGAGAGAUGCUGGAUUUAAACUGGAUUGGUUGGAGAAGAAACUUUAUGAAGUGUCAGAAAAGAAGGAGAAUGAGGAGGCUAGUGAGACUGGGCUGCAAGAAAUGGAGGAAGAGUUGAAGGACAUGAAGCAGAAGUGUUUAGAAAUGGAAGCUCUGGUUGAGAAGGAGAAGGCAAAAGUGUCGACUGCAAAAGCUCCUAUCUCAUUCGAUGAUAUUGUUUGAUGCUUCUUGUGUUUUUAAGACACUUGGAGUUUGGUUUUACUUGGUGUUGUGGGAUGUUCUUGCUAAUGAGUCCUCUUAAAACUUAGGAAGAUAAAAGAGACCCUGUGUUGUAUAUAUCCACAAUGUUGUAAAAUGUAACUCUCUUGAUUUCUGUAAAGAGUUGAUCAUAUAUAGAGAGUAUAGAAUCUAUAUUACUCAAAACAAAUUCA
Molecule: messenger RNA, 1217 nt
Organism: Arabidopsis thaliana (thale cress)
Lineage: Eukaryota; Viridiplantae; Streptophyta; Magnoliopsida; Brassicales; Brassicaceae
Gene: RTM3
Product: RESTRICTED TEV MOVEMENT 3
Exons: 4
Coding region: 103-1008 (301 amino acids)
Source: RefSeq, marked reviewed